CACCCCCCUUACGCUCCUGUCUCCCCCGCUCCCUCCCUCUCACAGUGCACCGGAGGCUCCAUUGCGGAUGCUGGGCCCGCGCCAUAUUGUACAGCCCGAGCAGAGGACAGGACUGCAGUGUAUGACACAACGACACACAACACGACGGCAACACACAUCACACGGCGCAGCAUCACAUCCCCCAGCAUUGUGUGUGUCCGCACUAACUCCGUAUGAAAUGUCCCAGGCGGCGCAGAUCAACGGAGCUCAAGCACUAAGUAAAACAUGGGAGCUAAGUCUGUAUGAAUUGCAGAGGACACCUCAGGAAGCAAUAACAGAUGGCUUAGAAAUCGUGGUUUCCCCCAGAAGCCUACACAGUGAAUUAAUGUGUCCAAUAUGUCUUGAUAUGCUAAAGAACACCAUGACAACUAAAGAAUGUUUGCAUCGGUUUUGUGCAGACUGCAUAAUAACAGCUCUCAGAAGCGGGAACAAAGAGUGCCCUACAUGUCGAAAAAAAUUGGUCUCCAAAAGAUCACUGCGCCCUGACCCAAAUUUUGAUGCCCUCAUAAGCAAGAUCUACCCAAGCCGCGAUGAAUACGAAGCACACCAGGAGAGAGUACUUGCCAGAAUUAGCAAACACAACAACCAGCAAGCCCUGAGUCACAGUAUAGAGGAGGGACUGAAGAUACAGGCCAUGAACAGACUACAGAGAGGAAAGAAGCAGCAGGUGGAGAAUGGGAGUGGAGCAGAAGAUAACGCAGACAGUUCCCACUGCAGUAACGCCUCGGUGCACAGCAACCAGGAAGCUGGUCCCAGCAAUAAGAGAACCAAAACAUCUGAUGACUCUGGACUAGAGCUGGACACCAAUAAUGAGACAGUCUCAAUUGACCCUGCCAUGGAUGGAGCUAGCGAGAUUGAGUUAGUCUUCAGACCUCACCCCACACUGAUGGAGAAAGAUGAUAGUGCCCAGACUCGUUACAUUAAGACAUCAGGCAAUGCUACAGUUGAUCACUUGUCAAAAUAUUUAGCCGUUCGUUUGGCGCUUGAAGAAUUUCGCAGUAAAGGAGAGAACAACACAAUGAACCUCAACACUGCCAGUGAAAAACAGUACACCAUUUACAUUGCAACUGCCAGUGGACAGUUUACUGUGUUAAACGGCUCCUUUUCCUUGGAAUUAGUCAGUGAGAAGUAUUGGAAGGUUAACAAACCAAUGGAACUGUACUAUGCACCUACAAAGGAGCAUAAAUAGUGAUGGACUUUGUCAACUUUUUUUUUCCUUUUUUUUCCCUGUCAUAUAUAAUAUGUUAUACAUCUAAGAUAAUAUAUUAUAUAGUAGAGGAGUCAUACACUCACUUGGAAAUGUUGCACUUUUAAAACAAGUGAGACCCUCUGAUCUAGUUCAACUGUUUAUUUCUUGUUUCUUUAUAAGUAUAUUUCUAAAUAAGCUCUCUGUUUUGGUAUUAAGAUCCCUGCAGCCAACGGCCAUAGAAAUGGAAUUUCUAAAAGUUACGACGAGGCCUCUGUAUUGUGUUGCAGGCGAGGUUUCUUUUUUUUUUUUCUCAAUUGUAUUUUCUUCGUGUUUUUUCUAAUUUUGGAAUACAACUAUUUAUUGAUUACUUAGAUAGGUUGGUAAUUAUACAUAUGGCACUGAAGGUAAAUUAUUAUGUUGUAAGCACAGGUAAUGCUGUAUAUCAAGGACAUUUUUUUUAUUCUAUUGCAAGUUUUCCCAAGUACAAAAGAACUAUACAUUUGAUAUACACUAAUUUUAGUUAAAAGGUUGGAAAAAUUAGUGUCUGUAUUACACAUAUCAGCAUAUGAAUGACAUGUGUUACUUUUUUAACAAGCCCAUAUCCUUGUUACAUAGAUCAACGUUUGCACAAGUAGGAUCCAGUUUUGUAAAGGAGACAUUUUUAGUUUGUUCUUUUCUUUUCUUUUUUUUUUUUUUUCUUAACCCGUUUAUGAACCUCAAAGUAAAGAAUGCAUCGUAAUGUGUUAAACAACUCACAGGCACUCAAAUGUUAAUCCUAAAGUAUAAGGCUGGGGUGCUCUAAGCACCAUAACUGUUACAGCCUGCUGUAGUUGUUAUGGUGCCAGGAGUGGCCUGGCUGCCUCCCAGACAUUUGCAAACCGUUUGAUAACUUACAUGGGGUCCUUCGUUCAGUCACUUCUAAAGCUGGAUACUCCUGCUAGCGUUGGAGUGUAUAGCAGCAGAGGAGGAAGCACCCAGUGCCUGGCAGACCUCGGGUAAGUUGACAAAUGGUUAAACUACUUACCUUGAGAGGAUACCAGAUCACUCUUGGCUCUAUACGCUUUGCCAAGGGCUGUAGUGGUUAUAGUGCUCGUAGUGUUUGUUUGGUGUUAACACUCGGCUACAAUUGGGCUAUAUUUCCCAAGAUUUGCUGAAAGGAGGACCACCACGAUCAGUAGUACAUGGGCUAGGAUUAACCCUUGCAGUGCCAGAGGUUAGGUUUUGUUGUAAAUAAAGUAUUUUCAGUUUAUAAAACUAAAUUCAUUCCUAUAUGUUUAUCCUCUAUGUUCAUAUUUUUAUGUUGAGAACAAUAGAGUAUUUGCCAUAGGUGGAAUGCUUGUAACAAAACAUUAAAAGUAAUAUCCGGAACCA
This is a messenger RNA of Pelobates fuscus (common spadefoot toad), 2599 nucleotides long. It is a transcript of the gene RNF2, whose product is annotated as ring finger protein 2. Bases 68 to 1228 code for a protein of 386 amino acids. Gene Ontology annotation, cellular component: PcG protein complex; ubiquitin ligase complex. Gene Ontology annotation, molecular function: chromatin binding; ubiquitin protein ligase activity. The transcript has 7 exons. NCBI's taxonomy places the organism in Eukaryota, Metazoa, Chordata, Amphibia, Anura, Pelobatidae. The record is from RefSeq and is a predicted model, not a curated record.